Messenger RNA from Pistacia vera, 2357 nucleotides. Its product is annotated as lipoamide acyltransferase component of branched-chain alpha-keto acid dehydrogenase complex, mitochondrial. The transcript is spliced from 8 exons. Gene Ontology annotation, molecular function: lipoic acid binding; acetyltransferase activity. Lineage: Eukaryota; Viridiplantae; Streptophyta; Magnoliopsida; Sapindales; Anacardiaceae. The record is from RefSeq and is a predicted model, not a curated record. The coding region runs from base 129 to 1670 and encodes 513 amino acids. Gene Ontology annotation, cellular component: cytoplasm; mitochondrion.
AUGUUGUCCCAUCCCAUUGAAGUUGCAAAAUUCAUUGCACAGAGAUGAUGAAGAUUGGAUGAUAUUAGUGUUCAAACGACAAAAUUCAAAACGGUAGUAAUGUUAGCCGUUUCAAACAUCGUGCGUGCAUGAUGAUCGGUAGAAAGAUUUGGCAGAAGCGGCCUUGGAGCUGGAGCUGGAGCCGUAGCCGGAACUGCAGCUCAGGCAGGACGUCGCUGUGUCCGUACACCUAUCUUGAGUCAAUUCCGUCUUCUUCUUCGGUGCGAAAGCCUUCAGUGCCAAGUUUUUUCUCUGGACACGCUUCACUGUUGUUUCGUUCGGCUAAUAAUAAUAUAAAAGACUUCAGCGUCCCAUAUACAGUGAGUAGAUGUUGCUAUUCAAGUCAUGCUUUAGCUGAUGUUCCGGCAGGUGGAAUAGUUGAUGUACCAUUGGCACAAACAGGUGAGGGUAUUGCUGAGUGUGAACUCCUGAAAUGGUUUGUAAAAGAGGGGGAUCAAGUUGAUGAGUUUCAACCACUUUGUGAAGUUCAGAGUGACAAAGCAACUAUUGAAAUAACAAGUCGUUACCAAGGAAAAGUUGCUCAAAUUCUCCAUGUUCCUGGCAGCAUUGUGAAGGUUGGUGAAACUCUACUACAGAUGGCUGUUGCGGAAUGUCUUGUUUCAACACCUGGUUCAGAUGUUUUGGAAAGUGUAAAGCCACCAGGUUCCAAGGACAUGAACUUACCUGAUUCUAAGCAGAAUGAAAAUGCAAUAGGUGGAAUUCUAUGCACUCCUGCUGUACGGCACCAUGCAAAACAAUAUGGUAUAAAUUUAAAUGAUGUCCGUGGAAGUGGUAAAGACGGGAGAAUAUUGAAAGAAGAUGUGCUUAAAUAUUCUGCUCAGAAAGGGAUUGUUGAAGCUUCAUCUGCCAGUGAUAGUUCUGAUUCAGAAGAAGAGAAUGACUCAUUUGCAUUUGCAGAAGUUAUCUUAGAUGAUAAGACAGUUCCCUUGAGGGGAUACCAAAGAACAAUGGUCAAAACAAUGUCCAUGGCUGCUAAAGUCCCACAUUUUCAUUAUGUAGAAGAGAUAAAUUGUGAUAAACUUAUGGAUCUUAAAACAUCUUUUCAAAAUAAUAAUUCUGAUCCAAAUGUUAAGUACACCUUCCUUCCUUUAUUGAUAAAGUCACUUUCAAUGGCUUUGAGCAAAUAUCCCUUCAUGAAUAGUUGCUUCAAUGAGGAGUCACUUGAGGUCAUCCUUAAAGGUUCCCACAAUAUUGGAGUUGCCAUGGCUACUCCAAAUGGUCUAGUUGUACCAAACAUAAAGAAUGUGCAGUCCCUUUCCAUCUCUGAGAUAACGAAGGAGCUGUCACGCCUGCAACAAUCAUCAAGGGAUAACAAGCUUAGUCCUAGAGAUAUAACUGGUGGAACAAUAACUUUAAGCAACAUUGGAGCAAUUGGUGGAAAGUUUGGAUCACCUCUUGUCAACCUGCCUGAAGUUGCAAUCAUUGCAAUUGGCCGAAUUCAGAGAGUUCCACACUUUGCAGACGAUGGAAAUGUGUACCCCAUGUCAAUAAUGACUGUUAAUAUUGGAGCAGAUCAUAGAGUUUUGGAUGGAGCAACCGUGGCAAGAUUUUGCAAUGAGUGGAAACAGUUUAUUGAAAACCCAGAGUUGCUGAUGUUGCAUAUGAGAUGACUGGUUUGCACUUCCAUCAAGAUAACGUGUCUUCAAUACCGGGCAACGUUCUCCUGUCUAUACUAUUAUUUGUACAGAAUAAAAAAUUUUAUUAUGUCAAAUAAAAACUGAAAUUUAAUGCAGUGCCAAUAAAAUAUUUAACCAACAUGAAUCCCCCUUUUGCAAUACCAAUUUCUUGGGUCUUGGCUAUUCGGAAAUAACUCCCAAUUGAUAAAGUUGUGGCUACUUCCUAGAAUGGAUUCCUAAUUUGAACCUGUCAAAUAGAUUGUACAGGAGUCCCUGCUGAACCAGAUGUACUGCUGUUUUAUGUCAUCAGUAAUUAGCUAGUUAAACCUUUUCGCUUCUGUUUUUAUACUCUUUUUUCGCCGUAAAUUGUUUCGGGUUUAUUUAGUCAUGUGCAUAGAUAUGAAUGCAAUGGUGUUCAUAUGUGAUUUGUGUUAUUGUUGGUAGGUUUGGACUUUGGACAGUAAAUGAGUAAAUUUCGUGAUCAGAUCAUGUAAUGUAUAGCGUUAUAUAUACAGGUAAUAACAUUGUUGAGUGUUACACAACAAGAUGCAUCUUCGGAUUCGCAAUUUGACCAACCAUAUUUGUUUAGUUGAAGCCUCAGUUUUGUCAAUCUAUGAUUAGAUUUUUUGAAGGAUUAUCAGUCUAUAUCCUUUAUUUAAAGCCUAACCCAUUGAAAUGAAG